UAGUUUUGGCCUCCAAACUUUACGACUUUUGUUAGCCACUUGCUUGUAAAGUAAUGAACUCUCUUAAGUAAAACAAAAAAAAUGACAAAAGUAGUUCAAUCCUAAAAGAAGAAAAACAACAUACCACUCCCAAUUUAACUUUCCGAAGAUUUACACCACCUGGCCCGAAAUUUAUGGGGGAUUCUUUCUUUUCCCAUUAUUAUUAGAACAAAAUCAAAUCUUUCCUUAAUUCCAAGUACAAGUAUCAUUUAAUUCAAUCCCAAAAACAUGGGUUGUCAAAUUUUGCAACUAAUUAUUGUAACUGUAACUCUGUUAAUCUCUGCUUCUUAUGCUACUGAAUACAUUCGGCCUAAACCUCGUCAACUUCUUCAUUUUCCAUGGAAUCGUCGCAGCUCCACCGAACCCCAACAGGUACAUAUCUCAUUGGCAGGAGACAAUCAUAUGCGAAUUUCAUGGGUUACAGAUGAUUCAUCUGCUCCUUCUAUAGUUGAAUAUGGAACAUCACCAGGACAGUACUCUGCAAAAGCUGAGGGGGAGAGCACCUCCUACUCUUAUAUGCUAUACACAUCAGGAAAGAUACAUCAUACUGUUAUUGGGCCACUGAACCCUGACACUGCAUACUUCUAUCGUUGUGGAGGGGAAGGUCCAGAGUUCCAGCUGAAAACUCCUCCAGCUCAACUACCGAUUACUUUUGCUAUUGCUGGUGAUUUAGGUCAAACGGGCUGGACAAAAUCAACGUUGGACCACAUAGAUUUAUGCAAGUAUGAUAUGCAUUUGCUACCAGGAGAUCUUUCCUAUGCUAAUUACAUGCAACAUAGGUGGGACACAUUUGGUGAACUAGUGCAACCACUAGCUAGUAGUAGGCCUUGGAUGGUUACGGAAGGAAACCAUGAAAAAGAAAACAUCCCUUUAGUGAAAGAAGGAUUCCAAUCAUACAAUGCACGAUGGAAAAUGCCAUUUGAGGAGAGUAGUUCAAGUUCCAAUCUUUAUUAUUCUUUUGAAGUGGCAGAGGUGCAUGUUAUCAUGCUUGGUUCAUAUACAGAUUAUGAUGAAUACUCUGAGCAAUUUCGUUGGAUAAAGGAUGAUCUUAAUAAGGUAGACAGAAAGAGAACUCCUUGGUUGAUUGCUUUAUUCCAUGUCCCUUGGUACAAUAGCAACACGGCUCACCAAGGUGAAGGAGAUGAGAUGAUGUCAUAUAUGGAACCAUUACUCUAUGCUGCUGGUGUAGACAUGGUGCUUGCUGGGCAUGUGCAUGCUUAUGAACGAUCGAAUCGAGUGUAUGGAGGUAAAUCUGACCGUUGUGGUGCCAUCCAUAUAACUAUUGGUGAUGGUGGGAACUCUGAGGGUUUAGCUCGAAGGUAUCAAACUCCGCACCCUGAGUGGUCAGUAUUCCGGGAAGCAAGCUUUGGCCAUGGGGAACUCCAGAUUGUGAACACAUCUCAUGCUUUCUGGAGCUGGCAUAGGAAUGAUGAUGAUGAGCCGGUUAAAUCAGAUGAGGUCUGGAUAACCUCUUUAGCUAGUUCAGGAUGCCUUGCAGACAAGGCACCUGAAUUCAGGAAAAUACUUUUGGAGCCAUAGGACUGUCAGAUAGUAGCAACUGUUUUCGUAUUCCACUAUUCCUGUUAUCAGUUAGCAGGAAUCCAUGUAGAUAUUGUCAUCAAAUCAUGUUUGUACCCUGACUAAAGAUGGCUAUAGAGCUUGUUUUUGAACCUCUGCCGCUAGAGGGAUAUCUGACAGUCUUGGUUUUAGCAGAUCCUGUAUCUUGCUUCUGUACUGGAAUUUGUGUCCACUACAGCUUAUGUUGCUAUUAUUGUUUUUGUAACUGCGUGGUGUAAUCUAAAAUUUCACCAUUGUAGUACACAUUGUUUAUAUAUAUAGAAGUGCUCAUAUAUCGUCCUGUUUAAUCUUGGACCUUUUCUGCA
Molecule: messenger RNA, 1922 nt
Organism: Chenopodium quinoa (quinoa)
Lineage: Eukaryota; Viridiplantae; Streptophyta; Magnoliopsida; Caryophyllales; Amaranthaceae
Product: purple acid phosphatase 18-like
Exons: 5
Coding region: 268-1578 (436 amino acids)
Molecular function (GO): metal ion binding; acid phosphatase activity
Source: RefSeq, a predicted model, not a curated record